AUGAAUUGGAAAAUUGAAUCGAAUGGUUUCAAAUAUGAGUUUAGAUUGAGUGUUUGUAAAGCUUUAAAAGAACCUGGUACUGUUACAAAUAAAGAAAAUGCUGGUGUUUGGGGUAGAGAAACAGAAACUUCAAAAACUUCUGAGGAAAAUUUAGGACAUAAUGUGGUGGUGGUUUAUACGGAAAAUUACGAUACUGCGUUCAUACGUGGGCAAUAUUAUUAUGAUAUGUUAUUUUUGAAAUACGAAGGGCCCAAUAAUUGUAAGGGAAUAAGUUCGGCGUACUACUAUACGUCUUUGAUUCGUUUUAUUUGUGACCAAACGGUUGAAAAAUCACAUCCUCCAAAGCUUAUCAACGUAUUCGAAGAUUGCGCAUUUUGGUUUGAAUGGAGAACACCUAGUGCAUGCCCUGUAAAGAUGAAUAGUCAGAGUACGGGUGCUAUAGGUGUUUUCUUUACAAUUCUUGGAAUCGCAUUGGCAGUCUACUUUAUAGGCGGAGUUGUAUAUAAUCGAAUAGUUUAUAAUGCUUCAGGGGUACGUCAAAUCCCUCAUUGGGAAUUCUGGAGAGACACAUUGGAUUUCACUAAGGAUAUGAUUCUGAUAAUACUAGCACAAUGUCCUAUUCCUAUAUUUCAACCAAGACGUCGACCUGGAAACUAUAGAAAUUUGCCAAGAGAUGAGGAACAUAUUAUAAUUGAUGAAGAAUUUGAAGAACAUUAA
Dentiscutata heterogama is the source of this 717-nucleotide messenger RNA. Lineage: Eukaryota; Fungi; Glomeromycota; Glomeromycetes; Diversisporales; Gigasporaceae. The record is from the annotation of a GenBank genome assembly.